AUGACGGCCCCGGUGGCGACGGUUUUGGCCGCAGCGCUCCUCCUCUUCCUUGCGUCCCCUGCCUCUGCCAAGCUCUCCACCGCGUACUACCAGAAGACGUGCCCCAAUGCAGAGCAGAUCAUAUCCGACGUGGUGACCAGCAAGCAGAUCUCCACCCCCACCACGGCCGCCGGCACCCUCCGCCUCUUCUUCCACGACUGCUUCGUCGGCGGAUGCGACGCCUCCAUGCUCAUCUCCACCAACGCCUUCAAUCGCGCCGAGCGUGAUGCCGAUGACAACAUCUCUCUCCCAGGCGACGCCUUCGACACCGUCAUCCGCUCCAAGACCGCGCUCGAGUUGCAGUGCCCUGGAGUCGUCUCCUGCGCCGACAUUCUCGCGCUAGCCACCCGCAAUCUCGUCCUCAUGCUCGGCGGACCCUUUUACACGGUGCGCCUCGGCCGGAAGGACGCGCUGGCCUCCUUCGCGGCCACCGUUCCCGGCAACCUCCCCCGCACCAACAUGACUGUCGAUCAGCUCAUCGAAGUGUUCGCCGAGAAGAAAAUGACGGUGCAGGAUAUGGUGGCGCUCUCCGGCGCCCACACUGUGGGCUUCUCUCACUGCAGCGAGUUCGCCUCCCGUAUCUUCGGCUACAAAGGCAAUGGCGGGCACGACCCGACGAUGAACACCCAGUACGCAGAGGCGCUGCAGAAGGCGUGCGCGAACUACCUGAAGGAUGAGACGAUUGCAGCGUUCAACGACGUGAUGACGCCGGGGAAGUUCGACAACAUGUAUUACAAGAACGUGCUUCGGGGGCUGGGGUUGCUGGCCUCAGACUCAGCGCUGGCGGUGGACAAGCGAACUCGACCGCUGGUGGAGCGCUAUGCCGCCAACCAGACCGCCUUCUACAUCGACUUCACCCACGCCAUGGAGAAGCUGAGCGUGGUCGGGGUCAAGACCGGCAGAAAAGGAGAGAUCCGUCGUCGCUGCGACGAGUUCAACAACCUCUCCACGUGA
This is a messenger RNA of Zingiber officinale, 993 nucleotides long. Its product is annotated as peroxidase 65-like. The coding region runs from base 1 to 993 and encodes 330 amino acids. Gene Ontology annotation, molecular function: heme binding; peroxidase activity. The transcript has a single exon. Lineage: Eukaryota; Viridiplantae; Streptophyta; Magnoliopsida; Zingiberales; Zingiberaceae. Gene Ontology annotation, biological process: response to oxidative stress; hydrogen peroxide catabolic process. The record is from RefSeq and is a predicted model, not a curated record.